Molecule: messenger RNA, 2193 nt
Organism: Dendrobium catenatum
Lineage: Eukaryota; Viridiplantae; Streptophyta; Magnoliopsida; Asparagales; Orchidaceae
Product: GPI transamidase component PIG-S
Exons: 13
Coding region: 126-1949 (607 amino acids)
Biological process (GO): attachment of GPI anchor to protein
Cellular component (GO): GPI-anchor transamidase complex
Source: RefSeq, a predicted model, not a curated record
CACUUUCCCUCCAAACCCAAGGCGCAUUAGAGUAGGGUGAGCCGACGGGAGCCGACGGCACUAAUUGUCUCUGCUUCAGAGUCAACUGAUCUCUCCCCGCUCACGAGAAACUCACUGCCGCAACAAUGGCAGAAAUUUCCGAGUCCGAGCCUCUUAACCCUACCCCUGAUUCUCCAGACAGCGGCGCCUCCAGCCGGAGAUCCACCAUGCCAGGGACUAAGCGUCUCAUGGUGACCCUCUCCGUCCUCUUCCCCUUCCUUGCCGGCCUUCCAUUUCUCCUCAAAUCGACCGAAAUCUACCGGUCGCCGCUGCCCUUUAGUUCCAUCGAUUCUCUCUCUUAUCGCCUCCUCCAGGAGCCACCCUCUCCGCCUUGCCGACUUCAGGUCGUCUUCCUACGCCCAGGUAUAGGCGACAGCGCUGACCGGCUAGCUCGUCUCAUCUCCGACGAGGUGGAUAAAAGAAUCGAGGGAAGCCUCACUUGCGGAAGCUGUGGGAGGAAUUAUGCUGUCUCAGUGACGGUUGAUUCAGGCAACGGUGGCUGCGCGCGUAGUGGCAUUGGCGAGGGCGAUCCGUGCUUUUGGCGGUGUGGGGUAGUUGAUUCGCUGGGGUUGAGGAACAAUGAUGAGGCUGUCGAUGAAAUGCUUGAUGCAGCGCUUGGAAAGGGUGGGCGGUGCAUGGGUUCUGGCGUUGGGAAGGUUUACACUGUGUUGGUGGGGGAGAGCGAUGCGCAGGAGGGGGUUCGGAUUGUGGUGGGCAAGCAUCGACAUGCUUGGGUUGAGGGCAACGUUGGGGAGAAUGAUGCAGCCUUGUUGAUUGCAAAUAUUUUUAUUAAGUAUUUUGUGAAUGGAGGAAGGGAGGAGUUUGUAGCGCAGAGGAAGGGAGAGUUUGUGCCGGUUGGAUUGGAUGGGAGCGUCGUGCUAUCUUUCAGUCUUUUGAAUGCUGAACCCAAUGAUUGGGUUUAUGACUGGAAUUUUCAAAAGAUAGAUGAGGUUAUGUUGGCUCCAGUUGUGCAGGCCUUAGCACCGGUAGCAAACAUACAUAUAGAAAGUCAGGUUCUGUACCACACUCCGAAGUCAUCCAUUUGUAACUGGGAUGAUAAGUCUGGUGGCAACAUAUGCGGCAUUGGGGAUCUUCCUUUCUUUGUAAAUUCAAAUGAAUGGCAUUUGGACACUUCUAUUGCUGCUGCUGGACGUUCAAAAAUUAUACAAUUUGUGGUAUAUGUUCCAUCAAGAAAUGAAUGCCCACUUCUUUUACAACUUCCAAAUGGACAGAUCUCUAAGACCAAUGGUUUUAUAUCCCCUAUGUGGGGAGGUGUUAUUGUGUGGAACCCGCCUGAAUGCUCAGCAGAUUCUCAAAAUAAACCUCUGAUUAGGAGAACAAUGUCACCUGAGGAUCUUCAGAAGAUUUUUCACGUGAUUGUCGGGCAGCUUCGUCUUCUGUUUGGUUUUAAAUCUGAUUACAUUCAAGAUGAUGGUAUGGACCAGAUUAACAUUUUGGCAAGUGAAAAAGGCUUUACAGAAUGGGAACUGGAUGUACUGUACCGUCACCAUGCAUGCUACAAUCUUAUAUCAUGUACCACCACUCUCGAGUCUCUCUCAAAACUGGUUCAGUCACUUCCCAGAAUGAUUAUUAUGGAUGACAUAGGAAAGCAGGUAAAGUAUUCUCUUGAAGCUGCAAGUCUAGCUGAAAAUAAUGCAUCUCUUGGGAUAUAUGAUGCUUCGGCAGCAUCUUCUCUCCAAGCAAGAUCUUUAGCUGAAGAUGCAUUCUUCCAUCCGUCAAUUAUGUCAAUUAGUUAUUCAUCUCUGGAGCAUUAUUUUGCUAUAUACAUGCCAUUUUUCGCACCUGUAUCAUUGCAUUUGAUCCUGGCAGUUGUAAGAGAAAUAGGACGGUAUAGGAGAGAGCGGGCGAAGUAUCUGUCAUUCAUGGCAGAGCAGGCCAAGACUUCCUAGUUAAUUAAGGCACUUGCAGACCCGUUUCUUGGAUCAAGAUGCUGCAGCAGAAAGAAGUUUACAGGCACUCUCUUUCCACACAUUAUAUCUUUGACAGUUAGGAAGAACCAAUGUUUUAUGGUAAUUUUUACCCAACUAUAUUUUCGAUGUCUAAGUUAACAUAUGAUUAUAACUUUGUGUAGUAGAUAAUCACUGGUGGAUUUUUUUUUUCUUAAUUUAUUUUGUUUUGAUUGUUUUUUUUUUU